Messenger RNA from Cylas formicarius (sweet potato weevil), 931 nucleotides. Its product is annotated as carbonic anhydrase 14-like. The transcript is spliced from 8 exons. NCBI's taxonomy places the organism in Eukaryota, Metazoa, Arthropoda, Insecta, Coleoptera, Brentidae. Bases 87 to 890 code for a protein of 267 amino acids. The record is from RefSeq and is a predicted model, not a curated record. Gene Ontology annotation, molecular function: zinc ion binding; carbonate dehydratase activity.
CAGUUUUCCCCGAUCACUGCGAUAUUCCGCAAUUUACGUAUAAAUUACUGAAAAUACUACCGGAACUAUUAGUAUUUGUUCAAAGAAUGUCCAAGCCCGUCAGUAUUCGAGUUGUGUUUUUAUCGCUCGUCUUACAUCAGUUUACUAAUGCCUUAACAGCCGAUUGGUCAUACAACGAACAGGAUAAGUGGGAAGGCGCCUGUCAGAGGGGGAAAAGUCAGUCUCCAAUAGCUCUAAAGGAGAGGCGGAGCGUCCAAAGACCAACGCUUCCUUUAGAAUUCAGGAAUCUUGGCGUAAAUUGUGAUGCCCGCGUUACAAACAAUGGCCACACAGCGCGUGUGACAAUGCCGAAUAGCUCGCUAACCCUUGAAGGCGGUGGCCUAGCGUCAACGUUUCGAUUUAGCGACCUGCAUUUUCAUUGGCAGUCGGAACACACUUUAGAUAAUCGGAGAUACCCUUUGGAAGCCCAUUUUGUCUUUUUCGACGCCGUAUAUCCAAGCUUGGAAGAUGCUAUUCAGCAUCCCAACAGUGUUGCCGUAGUUGGCGUACUGUUCGACGUCUCGAAGGAUCACUACAUACGCGCUUUGGAGUUAAUAGCGAAGGCUGCAGCACAAGUUCAGAAAGCAGGAAUGUCAACUGAGAUCAAAAACCUGUCCCUCGCAAAACUCAUACCGCAGCAACACCAGAAAUUCCUUUAUUAUGACGGGUCGUUGACGACACCAGAAUGCAACGAAGUCGUCAGUUGGUUUGUAUUCCCCAAAAUCUUACAGAUUCGUUCUUCACAGUUGAAGAAACUUACUAGCAUUAAUGACGAGGACGGUCAACGGCUUAGUUACACGUAUCGCAAGUUACAGCGGCUCAACGGACGAACGGUAUUUCGAUCAUUUUGAGCACAUAUUUUUUUUCUGCGGCGUGUAAAAAUAUAUUUUGU